AUGCGGAGAAGCGGAUUCUUCAGCGUUUCAAUGGCCCUGUUGUGGUCGGCAAGUCUUGCCCUGGCGCAGAAUUCACCGCUCAAGGAUCACGGUGCUCUCUUUGGCAAAGCGUGUUCAACGCAGAACCAGCGAUAUGAUCAAAACACCUUCAAUCUGAUAACAGACUGCGAUGCGCAAACUUACUGCGCUGCGAACAAUACCUGCGCAUACAGGGGGUGCCGCAAAGACAUUUUCCCAUAUGGGUACAACUACGUCCCCUUUGAGCAGCUGCCCCCGCUAUGCCCGCAAGGGUCCUUCUGCCCGGACGAAAGUGACCGCUGUCUCGACGCCAUUGAAAUAGGAAAGACUUGCCAGAAAGACCGAGAUGGUGAGCUGCCUGUUGUCAGACCGCUGCAGUGCCGCGAAAAGCUCACUUCUUCAGACGAAUGCCAACAAGCCCCAAACUAUCGCGAUCUCGCCAACUAUCUGAACGUCAACGGCUCCAUAUGCCUCAAGAACACGUGCUACUUGGCCAAUGUUUCAGUUGGGCAGACUUGCAUUAACGACAAUACCAGGUAUACGGCCUAUAAUGACCAGGGGUCUGAGUACGCCAUCAUCGUAUCGAGAGAUAACUGCGCGACCAGUCUCUACUGCGACGGCACCUCGCUCCAAUGCAUCCGGUCCAAAACACGCGGUACCGAAUGCUCUGGAAACAAAGAGUGCCUGUCGUACAACUGCGAAAAUGGGAUAUGCGGGAAAGCAGCAGACGAGCCCGUCAAGCCGCCUGUGUACUCUUACGUCCUCAUUGGGAUCGGUAUCGUAGGGCUGAUUGUCGGAGUUAUCGUCACCCUCUGGUUCGUACACCGGAGAACAAGAAACGAGAAUCAGCGCAAGCUCGAGCAAUAUUGGAAUGAACAGAUGGCAUACCGACAAAGUAUCAUGUCGAUGUAUCAAGCAAAGUCAGCCCUGCUCGACCCAAAUCACGACCCGAAUGACCAACGACCGCGCAGCAUGUACAACGGCCCACUAGGCGGCCGGCCAGAGGACGGGGGUCUUACCCCUCCCCCUGCGUUGCGGCGGGACAGCUCGGUGACGUGGUCGGAAGAAGGGAGUGAGGUAUUGCUCGUUCCCGGUAGUGGUGGCACACCAGGUCCUGGCGAGAGGAGGUGCGUCCACCUCGCCGUACCUAACGCGUAUGCGCAUGUCGCGGGGCGGCAACCUGCCUCAACCCUCAACGCCCCAGCAUCUUCUCUUUCCUCACCCAGCAGCAUACAGGGAAUCGCCCACCCACAAGUACACGCUGACUUCACUGGCAACAAGGCCGUGGUGGACGCUCAGAUCACUGCCUGCACCGCGAGCUAA
Molecule: messenger RNA, 1341 nt
Organism: Dioszegia hungarica
Lineage: Eukaryota; Fungi; Basidiomycota; Tremellomycetes; Tremellales; Bulleribasidiaceae
Exons: 10
Coding region: 1-1341 (446 amino acids)
Source: RefSeq, a predicted model, not a curated record